This is a messenger RNA of Necator americanus (New World hookworm), 900 nucleotides long. RefSeq lists its product as uncharacterized. The record is from RefSeq and is a predicted model, not a curated record. The transcript is spliced from 4 exons. Bases 1 to 900 code for a protein of 299 amino acids. NCBI's taxonomy places the organism in Eukaryota, Metazoa, Nematoda, Chromadorea, Rhabditida, Ancylostomatidae.
AUGGAGUUUGAGAAGGCGUGGGAGGACAGGAACCCGCUGAAAGCCUAUGCUCUACUAAAACAGUAUAGCGGCAAAAUGAAAAGAUGUUCUCCUGUCCUCACCACUGCCAGUGGAGCAGUUGUGUUUGAAGCAAGCCUUCCAAUUUGGAGGCUAGCACCGUCAGUUCCUGAACUCGAGCAUAAAAUGAAGAAUGGAAAAUCUGGUGGAGACGACGGGAUUAGCGCAGAAAUGCUAAAAUAUCUUCCUCCGUUUGGGAUUCGUACUGGAGCGCAUUAUCCUGGACCGACUCAUCAUCGCGAAGAAACAACGCGCGACGAGCAAGCUGGCUUUCGUCCUGACCGAUCUACGAUUGACCAGCCGCGUUCGACUCUGACGGCAGAGACGCACCGAGGCCGUCUUCUCAACGCGCUGAGUGCCGAUGGAGUACCAGGAAAGUUCGUUCGCUUGCUUGAUGACAUGAAUCAACGAACAACUGCUGCAGUUCGAACACCAGCCGGAUGUACAACACCGUUUGAAGUGGUAACUGAAGUAAGACAAGGGGCGGUGACAAGACCCUUCCUGUUCAAUUUCGCCAUCGACGACAUUAUGCGAAUAACAGUCGACCAGUGUCCUGCCGACAUUGUCUUAGCACCAUCCCCUGACGGGUGCCCCUUGACUGACUUCGAGUACGCCGACGAUGUUGUUAUAUUCGCGGAAAGCAGUACGAAACUUCAACAUGUUGUCAACCUUGUAUCGAAGCUGGCUGCAGCCUAUGGACUACGCCUACGCCCUGAUAAAUGCAAGCAGAUGUGGAUCUCUUCGAGACCACGAACGGGAAUCUGGAUGGACGGACAACCGAUAGAACUCGUCGAUGAGUUCUGUUACUUAGGCUGUACGCUGAAGAACAAUGGCAGCUACUAG